This is a messenger RNA of Camellia sinensis, 1683 nucleotides long. Lineage: Eukaryota; Viridiplantae; Streptophyta; Magnoliopsida; Ericales; Theaceae. The record is from RefSeq and is a predicted model, not a curated record.
CAAAAAAUAAAAAAAAAAGUUAAACAAAAUCUUACAUAUAAAUAGGGUUAGUUUCUCAGUCACUGCGUGUAGCUUCUCUCUCUCUGUUGCCGCUUCACCUCUCACUUUCUCGACGACGGUUUCGGCCAACUUGUUUCCGGACUUGGGAAAUUUUUAUUUUGGUCCAUAAAUAGGGCUGCCAGACUGGCCCAUACUGGAGCUUCGUCUCUCUCUCUCUCUCGCUGAACAGCAGCAGCAAUACCUUGGUCUGCUUUGUUGAAACUUGAAACCCUUAUCAAGAGUAUUCGAUUUGAUGAGCUUUGCUAUCUCCCAAAGCUAAGCUAGAGAGAGAGAGAGAGGGUGAUCAAUUACUUAUUCGAUUCGAGAUUAUUUGCCAUGUCAACUGCAUCUAGAGGCCUCAUUUAUCGCCUCCGUCUAUUCUCUAUCAGUCCAAGAAUACAUUAUUCUUCAACUCAUACAGUACCCACCACCACCACCACCACAACCCCCCUCCUCUUCUUCAAAAGCAGCAGCAGCAGCUUUAGUGCUCUGAAUGAAUCAUGUGACAUGAAUCAAUCGCACACUCGAAUCAUCGAACCUAAACCUGGAGUUAUGACUCCCAAUUCGAAGAGAACCGGCGUCAUCGCUGUCAAGUGUGGAAUGACCGCACUUUGGGACAAGUGGGGGGCCAGGGUUCCCAUCAGCAUUCUUUGGUUGGACGAUAACAUCGUAUCUCAAGUCAAGAGCCCCCAAAAUGAAGGAAUCUCUGCUCUUCAGAUUGGUUGCGGGCAUAAGAAAGAAAAACAUUUGACGAAACCUGAAGUGGGUCAUUUCAGAGCUCAGGGUGUUCCAAUGAAGAGGAAAUUGAGGGAAUUCCCAGUCUCAGAGGAUGCACUUCUUCCUCUUGGUUUUUCCAUUGGUGUUCGCCAUUUUGUUCCUGGCCAGUUUGUUGAUGUCACUGGAAUUACAAGAGGGAAAGGUUUUCAGGGUGGGAUGAAAAGAUGGGGAAUGAAAGGAAAUCCUGCAUCUCACGGUGCAUCAUUGUCACAUCGAAGUAUUGGUUCUACUGGUCAAAGGGAUGCUCCUGGAAAGGUUUUCAAAGGCAGAAAGAUGCCUGGGCGCAUGGGUGGCAAGCAACGGACAGUUAAGAAUGUUUGGGUUUACAAAAUAGACCCAGCAAGGAACUUGAUGUGGGUGAGAGGCCAAGUUCCAGGAGCUGAAGGAAACUUUGUGUUUAUAAAAGAUGCUGUUUACAAAAAACCAGAUAUUUCGAUGCUUCCAUUUCCUACAUAUUUUGCCCCAGAAGAUGAGAACAUAGAAGAGUUGGAACCUCUGGUUGCUGAUCUCGGGGAAGUAGAUCCGUUUAUGGUAGCAGAUUAAUCAGAGCUGGGUCUGGGAAUUCCCCAAAAAUAAAGCACUGGAGAAUGAUGCAUCCCCGUCCUUAGCCUCAACUGGUUUGACAAGCCAAGACACUUGAGGAAAGCACUUCAUCUUUAAUAUUCGUUUCUUUUAAAUGUAUUAAAUUCCCUCGCUUUGAGGGGUGGGAUACUUGGUUUGAUCUGAUCUUUCUUAGACUUGUUUUCUGAUUAUUUUUUCAUAUCUCCAAACAGUUGUGAGCUGUGACUACCUGUGAAAUAUAAUGUCAUGGAAACUGUUUGUCAGAUUUUGCCUCAUUGAAUUUUAUAGUUGCUGCUUGAUAGAGAA